AUGAAGUUCUGUGGGGAUUUGGUAACAACCGAAAGAAUGAAGAUAAAUCGUUUCUAUGGCGUGUUAAAGGCAGAAAUUAGAGAGUUCAUCACUCCCUCAAAAUGUGAAACCCUCGAGGAGCUCAUUAAUUUAGCACGAGAUAGAGAGAUCGAGAUUAAAAGGCAAGAAGAGCGCGAUGAAAAGAGACCGAGUGAAAAGGGUGCAAGUUUUAGUCCAUCUAAAAAGGGGAAGUUUCAGGAUCAAGGAAGAAAGGGUAAGUCGAAAGGUGGAAUUACACCAUGCAAGACUUGUGGGAAGCUCCAUACCGGAGAGUGUUUGUUAGGCAAAAAGGGGUGCUUUAAAUGCGGUAAGGAGGGGCAUUCGUCUUAUCAAUGCCCGAAUAACCCGAAGACUUGUUUCAACUGUUUUGAAAGGGGGCAUAUCAAGUCGGAAUGCCCAAAACUUCAGCAAGAGUCAAAGAAAGAAGAUAAGAAGCAAGAGGGUUCUAGGGCGAAAGGGAGAAUGUUUCAAAUCACUUCUGAAGAAGCCAAAUCCCAGCCAAAUGUGGUCUCAGGUAUCUUUCUAAUAAAUUCCAUACCGGUUUAUGUUUUGUUUGACACCGGAGCCACUAUGUCGUUUAUCUCUAGCGAGAUCGUUCAACAUCCUUCCUUUAAGAUUGAACGAAUGUCGAUGCCCUUAGAAGUAGAAAUAGCAGAUAGUAAAAAUUAUUUGCUGCACGAAAUAUGUAAGAAUUGUAAACUAACCAUUGAGGAUGAGGAGUUUGCCAUUGAUCUCAUACCUAUGAUCUUGGGAGAAUUUAAAGUAAUAGUGGGUAUGGAUUGGAUGUCUCUAAACCACGCGGAGAUAAAUUGUGAAACCAAAACUAUACUUCUCCAAACUCCAAGUGGAAGACGAUUAAAUGUACAAGGCGAAAGAAAGAUGGAAGCAAAGUUAUGUACUCUCGUUCAAGCUACCAAAUAUGUGCUUAAUGGGAGUAGAGCAUAUUUAGCUUACGUGGUAAAUACUCAACAAGGCUCCCCGAAGCUUGAAGAUGUUGAGAUUGUGAACGAAUUUCCGGAUGUAUUCCCGGAGGAAUUACCGAGACUCCCUCCCGAGCGAGAGGUAGAAUUUAAUAUCGAAUUGAAUCCGGGUGCGAAACCGGUUGCGAAGGCUCCCUAUAGAUUAGCUCCCACGGAAAUGCGGGAAUUAAUGACACAAUUACAAGACCUCCUAGACAAGGGCUUCAUACGCCCAAAUGAUAUUCUGGUUUAUUCACGAAGCAAAGACGAACAUGCAGUGCACUUGCGUGAAGUACUUGAAGUUCUCCGUAAUGAGAAACUCUACGCAAAAUUCUCAAAAUGCGCCUUUUGGCUCAGGGAAGUGCAGUUUCUGGGGCACGUGAUAAAUUCGGAGGGUGUUUUAGUUGAUCCUUCAAAAAUCGAUGCUGUAAUGAAAAAGAAAGAGAAGUUUGUGUGGGGAAAAGAACAGGAGGAGGCUUUUCGAAUGUUAAAAGAAAAACUAUCACGUCCCCCGGUCUUGACAUUACCAGACGGAACCGAAGACCUGGUGGUCUAUUCAGACGCUUCGCACCAGGGAUUAGGUUGCGUUCUAAUGCAAAGAAGGAGAGUUAUCGCUUAUGCUUCACGACAAUUGAAGCCACAUGAAGUGAACUACCCAACCCACGACUUAGAAUUGGCGGCGGUAGUGUUCGCAUUAAAGAUUUGGAGGCAUUAUCUAUAUGGGGCAAAAUGCACCGUCUACUCGGACCACAAAAGCCUUAAAUACUUCCUUGAACAGAAAGACCUAAAUAUGAGGCAGCGGAGGUGGUUGGAACUUAUCAAAGAUUAUGAUUGUGAUAUCCUUUAUCACCCGGGAAAGGCAAACGUGGUAGCCGAUGCGUUAAUCCGUAAGGAGUAUCCAUCUCCCCUUCGAGUGAAAUCCAUGAAGAUGACAGUUACGCCAAGAUUACUCGAGACGAUACGCGAAUCCCAAAUAAAGUCGCUCGGAGCGGAAGACCUGAAGAAAGAACGAUUAAAAGGUGUGAUCGAUAAUCUAGAAGAGAAUUCGACCGGACUUAAGAGGCGUUACCAUAGUGGUAUUCAAAUGGCACCUUACGAACUACUAUACGGGAGAAAAUGUAGGACUCCCGUAUGUUGGGGCGAAGUAGGACAAAGAGAGAUUGCACCAAGUGAUUUAAUAGCAGUAACGAAUGAAAAGAUUGAAAUGGUUAGAACAAAGUUGAAAGCAGCCCAAGAUCGGCAAAAAGCUUAUGCAGACAAGAGAAGGCGUCCUAUUGAAUUCCAAGUCGGAGAUUUUGUCUUGCUAAAAGUGUCCCCAUGGAAGGGUAUAAUCCGUUUUCGCAAACGGGGUAAGUUAGGUCCCCGUUACAUCGGACCGUUUAAAAUCCUAGCUCGGGUUGGAAGGGUUGCGUAUCGAUUAGAAUUACCGCCUGCUCUACAGGGGAUUCACAAUACCUUCCACGUGUCGCAAUUGAGGAAAUGUCUUGCGGAUGACACAGCAUUAGUACCUCUCGAUGACAUUGAGUUAGAUGAGGGGUUAAACUAUAUUGAAAGAUCGAUAUCCAUUAAAGACUUCAAAGUGAAGAAUCUCCGCAACAAAGCUGUUAAACAGGUGUUGGUGCAAUGGCGGCACCGGAGGGGUUCGGAUCUUACGUGGGAAGCAGAAGAUGAAAUGAGGAAACACUAUCCUUUUCUCUUCGGAAUGUCAAAAAUUUAA
Messenger RNA from Helianthus annuus (common sunflower), 2715 nucleotides. RefSeq lists its product as uncharacterized. Gene Ontology annotation, biological process: proteolysis. NCBI's taxonomy places the organism in Eukaryota, Viridiplantae, Streptophyta, Magnoliopsida, Asterales, Asteraceae. The transcript is spliced from 5 exons. Bases 1 to 2715 code for a protein of 904 amino acids. Gene Ontology annotation, molecular function: nucleic acid binding; zinc ion binding; aspartic-type endopeptidase activity. The record is from RefSeq and is a predicted model, not a curated record.